This is a messenger RNA of Gossypium arboreum, 1554 nucleotides long. RefSeq lists its product as uncharacterized. NCBI's taxonomy places the organism in Eukaryota, Viridiplantae, Streptophyta, Magnoliopsida, Malvales, Malvaceae. The coding region runs from base 152 to 1435 and encodes 427 amino acids. The record is from RefSeq and is a predicted model, not a curated record. The transcript is spliced from 9 exons.
GUUCUUUUUCAUUAAUAAUUAAAAUAAAAUAAAAAGACAAAACCCCUGUCUGUACUAACUCAAAAACCCUUUUGCUUCUUUAUAAGCAAAAACACUGAAAAGGCCCUCUUUUUUCUCAUUUUUUCAUCGUAGAUCUCUUUGGUGUUCUCCAAUGGAAUCUCUCUCAAGUUCAGUGUUCAUCUCUAAUGUAUCUGAGACACACCCUUUUCUCCACACCCACUCACUUGCCUCUUCACCUUCAUCAUCAUCGUCUUCUCCUUUUUUGAUCAAAGGGCCAAGCAAACGAAUUGAGUCUCUCAAAUUCAACGCCGAAACCUCUCACUUUCAUGGUUUUCGUCUCCACGCUCUAUCUCGCGAGGUUCCCGAUGAAGGUGAGGGCCAGCCGCAGCCUCUAACCCUCAAUGUUGGGUUUAGCUUUGUUUCUGAGGAGGAUAGUCUUUCUGUCUCUCAGAGACUUGUUGGAUGUAUCAAGUGGCUACUUCAGCUUGGUAUUGAUAGUCUCUCUUAUAUUCUGAAGGGUGAUCCAGAUCAAAAUGGAAGCAGCAAGAAGGAUGACGAUAAAUUAACAAAGGUUGAAACCUCUGUAGUAGCUCCUCAUAGUAGUGGAGCCACUGGGGGUACAAGAGCUGGGCUUUUCAGAACCCCAAUAUCUGGUGGAGUGCAGAGUGCAACUUCAGCCCAUGGAUUACCCCGACCAUCCUUAGCAGUCCGUAAUCUGAUGGAACAAGCUAGAUUUGCUCAUUUAUGCACUGUAAUGUCUCGGAUGCACCACCGACGAGAAGGGUAUCCCUUUGGCUCUCUGGUUGAUUUUGUGCCUGAUUCAAUGGGCCAUCCAAUAUUUUCAUUUUCUCCAUUGGCUAUCCAUACGCGGAAUUUAUUAGCAGACCCUAGAUGCACCCUUGUUGUGCAGAUACCUGGAUGGAGUGGCUUAUCAAAUGCAAGGGUAACGAUAUUUGGCGAUGUCUACCCUCUUCCUGAACAUCAACAGGAAUGGGCUCAUAAACAGUACAUAGCGAAACAUCAACAAGGGCCAUCACAACAGUGGGGGAAUUUCUACUACUUCAGGAUGCAGAACAUAAGUGACAUAUAUUUCAUUGGAGGAUUUGGCACUGUUGCAUGGGUCGAUGUAAUGGAAUAUGAAGCAGUUAAACCAGAUAAGAUUGCUGUUGAUGGAGGUGAACAAAACCUGAAGGAAUUAAAUGUAACCUUUUCAAAGCCUCUGAGGAAGCUGUUAUCAAAAGAAGCUGAGGUUGAUGAUGCAGCUCUUAUAUCAAUAGACAGCAAAGGAAUUGACAUCAGGGUCCGUCAAGGUGCACAGUUCAACAUACAGAGGUUAUCAUUUGAAGAAGGGCAAACUGUUGAAACGUUGGAGGAAGCCAAAGCUGCUUUGUGGAACGUAAUAAAGAAAGGUCAAGUGCAGAAUCUGAAGAAAUAGAAUAAGUUGCAUUUUACUAGAAGAAUAAAGGGCAAAUCACUCAAAUGUAAUAUCAUAGAGAAGGUUAUUUAUUAAAACAUGGAAGUUUGUAAUUUCUAACAAGGAUUCUUCCCCCCAAA